AUGCGUCGGCUACAUGUCCUUUAUCGUCCCCUGAAGCUAUUAUUCCCCGGAGGAAGAGCGAAGCCGUGCGGCAGGCUUGCUUCUUGCAGAUGGGCGUCGUUCAGAACGGGCGCGACCCUCCCAGAUGUCAAUAGCUUUGUUGCCCGGUCCAAAACCUGUGGGGAGUUGCGAUUAGCUCAUGUAGGUCAAGAGGUCACUCUGUGUGGAUGGAUUCAAUAUAAGAGACAUGAACAGUUUGUGGUUUUGAGAGAUUUCCAAGGACUUACACAGAUACUCAUACCUCAGGUUGAGGCUGCUUCCCAUUUGAGGAAGCUCUUUUCUGAUGCUCCAGUUGAGUCUGUUGUGCGAGUGACUGGGAUUGUUAUUCCCCGGCCUCCUGGACAGGCAAAUCCUAGGAUGCAAACUGGAGAUAUUGAAGUAAAAGCAGAAACUGCAGAGGUUCUGAACUACUGUAAGAAACUACCAUUUGAAAUAAAAGAUUUCACCAAGAAAACUGAAGCACUGCGAAUGCAGUAUCGCUAUUUGGACUUAAGAAGCAUUCAGAUGCAGUAUAAUCUCCGGCUGAGAUCCCAGGUGGUGAUGAGAAUGCGAGAGUAUCUCUGUAAUUGUUACGAUUUUGUGGAUGUAGAAACUCCAACACUAUUUAAGAAAACACCAGGAGGUGCAAAAGAAUUUGUGGUGCCUUCCCGGGAGGCUGGAAAGUUCUACUCACUUCCUCAGAGCCCUCAGCAGUUUAAACAGCUCCUAAUGGUAGGAGGUCUGGACAGGUAUUUCCAAGUUGCCCGCUGUUACAGAGAUGAAGGUUCAAAGCCAGACAGACAGCCUGAAUUCACUCAGAUAGAUAUUGAAAUGUCAUUCGUGGACCAAGAUGGAAUUCUGGCUUUAAUUGAGGGCAUGCUGCAGUAUUCCUGGCCUAAGGAAAAGGGGCUUAUCAAAAUACCCUUCCCUUCAAUCACCUAUGAUGAGGCGCUAUCCACUUAUGGGACUGAUAAACCUGAUACUCGUUUUGGAAUGAAGAUCGUUGAUGUAAGUCACAUUCUUAGGAAUGUAGAUGUUGGCUUUUUGCAGAACUCUCUCAGGGAGCCCCAUGGUACAGUGAAAGCCAUUUGCAUUCCCCAGGGAGCGAAAUUACAGUUUAAAGAUUUGGAGUCCUUAAAUGAAUUGUCAAAAUCCCAAUUUAACCAGUUUAUAUCAUGUUUGGUUUUGAAACCUGAUGGCACCAUGAAGUCCCCACUUGGAAAAUUCCUUAAUGAAGAGCAAAAAUCAGAGCUUAUCAGAACAGUUGAGGCCAAUAUGGAGGAUGUGGUGUUGCUUGCUGCCGGCCAACACAAAAAGGUGUGCUCUGCAUUAGGAAAGCUACGCUUGAAGAGUGCUGAACUUCUGGAAGCAAAAGGCCUGUUAUUUCGUGAUCCUUCUGCCUUUCACUUCCUCUGGGUGGUAGAAUUCCCACUUUUCCUCCCAAAAGAAGAAAAUCCUGUAGAAUUGGAAGCUGCUCAUCAUCCUUUCACUGCUCCCCAUCCUUUGGACGAACAUCUUCUCUACUCAGAUCCCAGUCAGGUUAGAGGUCAGCAUUAUGAUCUGGUAUUGAAUGGUAAUGAGAUUGGAGGUGGCUCUAUUCGAAUCCAUAAUGCAAAGCAGCAGCGUUUCAUACUUGAGACAGUUUUGAAGGAGGACACUGAGCUGCUUUUUCACCUCCUUGAAGCUCUUGAGUCUGGUGCACCCCCACAUGGAGGAAUUGCACUAGGGCUUGACAGACUGAUUUGCCUUCUAGUUGGAGGUUCGAGUAUUCGAGAUGUCAUUGCUUUCCCUAAAUCUUUCAAGGGAAGGGAUUUGAUGAGCAAUGCUCCAGAUUAUGUUGACCCACAAGAACUUGAGCCAUAUCAUGUGCAGGUUACAUGGCCCUUGACAGAAGCUAAAGCAAGGACUAACUGAAAAUUAUAUAUUCUUAAGAAAUCGUAGCAAAGACACUAAAUUUGUCACUAGUGAACAGAUUAUCCAUAUUUGUGGGGAAAGUGAACUGUUGAAAGAAUCAAGGGUGUCACCUUUGUUCUAAUGGUAAGUAUGGAAUCACAAAUAUGAGGCUUUAUAUAUUUGUAUAUCUGAAGUACAAUAAUGUUAUGUGCAGAAGACAGCAUGUCCUAUUACUAUUGUUAUAUAGUGAUAUAGACAGAUGCAGUUUUGACAUUUUGUUGUGUUGUCUUUAUGGAUGGAGGAUCUUCGAAGUAUAUAUAGAUUUUUGCAGAGGUAAUUAGUUGAUAUCCGGUACAAUUUGGUCAUAUUGGGAGGUAUUGCAACUACUCUACAGAUUUUUGAUGUGAAAAUCAGAACUGUUAUAGAAGUGCUAUAAGUAUUAAUUGGUUUGACAUUAUGUAUGAACAAUGUGACUAUCCUGUACCAAGUAGCUGAAAGGAAUCUAUAAUCUGUCAGGGAAUUGUUUUUAAAAAUUAACUGAACCAAAUUAUGAAAGUUUGCUUUAAUCCUGGUAUUAGCUUUGAUCAAAAACUCUCCUAUGAAACAAUGUCUCCCAAUGUAGCAGUUUGAAAGUAGUAUGUUUAAAGUUGUAGUAGAAGGUGCACCCCACUGCCUGUAAAUUUGCAUAAAUAAUCAAAUUUUAUCUAGUGGUUUAGAGCAACAUUCAUAUGUAGUUAUAUUGGAUUAUUUCAAAAUUUUGGUCUCUAGAAAUAUAAUCCUCGCAAAAUACCAUUGUGUUAAAUAACAUGGAAACACAAGAUAGAAUGAGCUGAAUAAGAAACAAGAAUUCCAAAUUAAUUUUGGAACAUGAAGGUAAUCAAAAAGCCUCAAAAUGUAAUAAAAAUAUAAAUUAAUUGUGUUAUCCUAAUUACUCAAAGCUAAGUACUAAGGUUGGCUUCAGUACUAAAAACUAUUGUUGGUUCUGGGAGAUCAUUCAGUUUUAUUUAAAAAACUGGUUAUUUGAAACCAAACUGGGGGGUUGUUCUUCAGGGUUUUAAGAUAGAAAUACAGUAUAGCCAGUUAGGAGGCAUUUUCCCCAAUUCAUUAAACUUGAUUAGAUAGCAAAAAUGGCAAAUUUCUCUAAUACAGAGGUCUCCAAAUUUAGCAAC
This is a messenger RNA of Pseudonaja textilis, 3080 nucleotides long. Lineage: Eukaryota; Metazoa; Chordata; Lepidosauria; Squamata; Elapidae. The record is from RefSeq and is a predicted model, not a curated record.